ACAGAAACUCAUAACUGAGAUCUAUCCCCACGCGACUCCCACUCCUACCCCGGUCACUGCCACUCCCCCCGCCCACCCACGCCUCCAAUCUAUAUAUCUAUAUGGCUAUCUAUCCGAUUUCCCAUUUCAAUUUGUAGCGAAAAGGAUACACCCCAGCCCUUUCUCUCUUGCUCCCCCACUCCGUACAAAUCUUGGGCCAUUUUUCACUUUCUUUCAUUUUCACAUCAUAUUUGCAAUUUCUUACACAUAAUUGAUUCAGAUAAUUCAAUUCAGAUCUGCCCAGAUCUACUCAAAUUCCACCUCAAUCAACAAAGUUUUGGAAGCUCAGUUAUAAAAUUAUUUGGUGGUCAUAAUAUCUGAACUUUGAGUUGAAAGGAGAAGCUGAAGGUUCUUUAAGAAGUAUUAAGCUAUAUAAAUGAUGAGGGGUAGAUCAGAUGGAGCACAAAACAAGCGCUUGUUAACUUCUGUGUGCAUUGGGGCUGUGUUUGUUGUAUUUCUGUAUGUCUAUUUUGGCUCUAAGAAUGCCGGUGAGUCUGCUCUAGAGUAUGGCAGCCGUUCUUUGAGAAAACUUGGGUCCUCUUAUUUGAGUGGUGAUGAAGACUCUGAUCUUGGAGGCAAGCAGGAUGAGUCUUUAUUCAAGUUUGGACUUGAUGAUGGGGAGGAUAGUAUUGUCACAAAGAGUUUCCCUGUUUGUGAUGAUCGUCAUUCGGAGCUAAUCCCCUGUCUGGACAGACAUCUUAUAUAUCAAAUGAGAUUGAAGUUGGAUUUAUCUUUGAUGGAGCACUAUGAAAGACACUGUCCCUUACCUGAGAGACGGUACAAUUGCUUAAUUCCUCCUCCUCCAGGAUACAAGAUCCCAAUUAAGUGGCCAAAAAGUAGAGAUGAAGUAUGGAAAGCAAACAUUCCUCAUACUCAUCUUGCACAUGAGAAGUCUGACCAGAAUUGGAUGGUUGUUAAAGGUGAUAAGAUUAAUUUUCCUGGAGGAGGUACUCAUUUUCAUUAUGGGGCUGGCAAAUACAUUGCUUCAAUGGCAAACAUGCUGAACUUCUCAAAAAAUAACUUGAACAAUCAGGGAAGGUUGCGUACAGUUCUUGAUGUUGGUUGUGGUGUUGCCAGUUUUGGUGCUUACCUUCUAAAGUCCGAUAUUAUUGCUAUGUCUUUAGCUCCAAAUGAUGUGCACCAAAAUCAGAUCCAAUUUGCGCUAGAGAGAGGAAUUCCUGCAUUUCUUGGUGUUCUUGGAACAAAGAGGCUUCCUUACCCAAGCAGAUCUUUUGAACUUGCUCACUGUUCUCGUUGUAGAAUUGAUUGGCUGCAGAGGGAUGGGCUCCUUCUUCUUGAGUUGGACAGGCUUCUUAGACCUGGAGGCUAUUUUGCCUACUCGUCCCCUGAAGCUUAUGCACAGGAUGAAGAAGACCUAAGAAUAUGGAGGGAGAUGAGUGCACUUGUGGAACGUAUGUGUUGGACAAUUGCUGCGAAAAGGAACCAAACUGUAAUUUGGCAAAAGCCUUUAACAAAUGACUGUUAUUUGGAAAGAGAACCUGGCACUCACCCACCUAUGUGUCGAUCUGAUGACGAUCCAGAUGCUGUGUGGGAUGUCCCAAUGGAAGCAUGCAUUACACCUUAUUCUGAUCAUGAUCACAAAACUAGAGGUGGUGGCCUUGCACCAUGGCCUGCCCGAUUAACUUCUCCUCCUCCACGGCUUGCUGAUUUUGGCUAUUCAAGUGAAAUGUUCGGAAAAGACACGGAACUUUGGCGCCGGAGGGUUGAGAGCUACUGGAAUCUCUUGAGUCCAAAGAUCUCAUCAGAUACUCUGAGGAACGUGAUGGACAUGAAAGCCAAUUUAGGGUCAUUUGCUGCUGCUUUGAAGGAUAAAAAUGUGUGGGUGAUGAAUGUUAUCCCUGAGGAUGGGCCCAAAAUGCUUAAGAUUGUGUAUGAUAGAGGCUUGAUUGGCACGACACACAACUGGUGUGAAGCCUUCUCAACAUACCCCAGGACUUACGACUUGCUCCAUGCUUGGACUGUGUUUUCCGACAUUGAGAAGAAAGGUUGUAGUGGUGAGGAUCUACUGCUCGAGAUGGAUCGAAUUCUCAGGCCUACAGGUUUCAUUAUUAUCCGGGACAAACAAUCCGUCAUCGAGUUUGUAAAGAAGUAUUUAUCUGCAUUGCAUUGGGAAGCAGUUGCGACAGCCGAUUCCACUUCAAACCCCGACCAAGAAGGAGACGAGGUUGUGCUUGUCGUCCAAAAAAAGCUUUGGUUGACAAGUGAAAGCUUCAGGGAUACAGAGUAGACUAUACAGUAAGACAACUAGUCAAUCCUCGUGCCUCUUCGUUACGUAUUAUCAGGAUUUAAGAAGAGUAAUCUCGGGAGUUCUCGCAAAAUCUAUAUCAUUUUGUAGACAACCGUACGGUGUUUAUCAUUUUCUGCCUUUUGUUGUUCUUUUUCUUUGUGUUUUUAUGGCUAUUCCAAUUUAGUUGACAAGCCAUAGACAGCUUCUAAUUUAUAGGCUAUUCUCAUUUGUUAUAAAAUUUUCUGUUUGGCAUUGUUGCAGCCUAGUUGUAUAGAUAGCAUCGUAUCUCAUGCUGAAAUUCUUCGGUGAAGUUCUUCGUUUUAUGAUCA
Messenger RNA from Olea europaea var. sylvestris, 2616 nucleotides. Its product is annotated as probable methyltransferase PMT3. Lineage: Eukaryota; Viridiplantae; Streptophyta; Magnoliopsida; Lamiales; Oleaceae. Gene Ontology annotation, cellular component: endosome; cytoplasm; trans-Golgi network. The coding region runs from base 416 to 2287 and encodes 623 amino acids. The transcript has 8 exons. Gene Ontology annotation, molecular function: methyltransferase activity. The record is from RefSeq and is a predicted model, not a curated record.